Messenger RNA from Cynoglossus semilaevis (tongue sole), 4237 nucleotides. RefSeq names its product zinc finger protein 507 (gene znf507). The coding region runs from base 162 to 3245 and encodes 1027 amino acids. Gene Ontology annotation, cellular component: nucleus. The transcript has 8 exons. Gene Ontology annotation, biological process: positive regulation of transcription by RNA polymerase II. The record is from RefSeq and is a predicted model, not a curated record. NCBI's taxonomy places the organism in Eukaryota, Metazoa, Chordata, Actinopteri, Pleuronectiformes, Cynoglossidae.
GCGGAUCACGUGACUGAUAUUCCAGUCUCGCCAUUUUGCAAUGUGUGUGUGAGGGACAGAGAGUAAAGUGGGAACAGUUUCAUGGCUAACGAAUAAAAAGGAACAGCUCAAUUCUUCAUGUUCUGUGGCCAAAAAGCGAAGAACUCGUUUCCGGUUCGGUCAUGGAGGAGAUGAGCAAUGGAGCUCCGCUCCCCAAGAACUCCUCCUGCUCCCCUCUGUCGGAUGCUUCCUCUGAAAUUACAACCGAGAUUCUUGAGCAACACAAGCAGGCGGCCAAUUCUCUGAUUCAGGUCAUUGAGAAACUGAGCAGAAUUGUGGAACAUGGUCCUCAGCACUGCUGCAGUGUGACUGCAGAAAAAAGAACAUUCCACCAAGCCUCCUCACUCUCCGUCGAAGGUAUAGAAAGAGAAGGUGAAGUGAAGGUUUGGACGAGACGAGAAAGCUUUCCAAAUAAAAAGAUAAAAAAAGGCCAGGACAAUGUUAAGGCGGAUACGUCGGAUGUGAGAACAGCUGAAGAUGCGGUUUCUGGUGAUGGUAAUAAUAACAAUAUGACAUUAACAGAGAGAAGCUUAUCCCAGACUGUGACCUGCUACCAGUGCAGCCUGUGUCCCUUCAUCGCCCCAACCCUUUCUCAGCUGAAGGAACAUUUAAAACAACACAAUGAGCAGAGCAGCGAUCUUAUCCUAAUGUGCUCUGAGUGUCACUUCACUUCCAGAGAUCAGGAGCAGUUGGAGUUGCAUGUCCAACAGCACUUCGACAAAGGUGUUAACCUGAAGAGAAAUCACUUAUCAAUGGACACAAAUGCGCAGAACAAGGAGGUUUCAAGAAGUUGGGAUCAGGUGGACAGUCCCAAGGACAUACCGCAGAAAAAGCAAAAAUGGUACAGCCACGAGGAGUACGGACUGUACCGUUGUCUGAUUUGCAGCUACGUGUGUAGCCAGCAGCGAAUGCUGAAGACCCAUGCCUGGAAACACGCCGGUCUUGUUGACUGCUCUUACCCCAUCUUUGAGAAUGAAGAUGGUGCUCAGGCAAAGCAAGGGUCCCCUGCUGCUAAAACUAGAGAGGAAAUAGUUGUCGGUCCUCCAGCUGUACAAGACAAAAGUGUACAGAAGCUUCCAGAAACUUUUAAAAUCCAGCUCUGUGUACCUGAGAGCAUUGGAAGUAAUCUGGAGGCAGUUGCUAACUUGACUGAGAGUCAAAAAACGCACUUGACCACCGAGGAGCCCAUGUUGGAGUUUCAGGUGACAACAGAGGGUGAGACUGAAGUCAAAAUAGAAGGUCAACCGGAUAGUACUUCCAACACUGACAGUUUGCUGUCGUCAGCUCAGAAGAUUAUCAAUGGCAGUCCAAGCAGCUCAGGCCGAAUGAAUGUGAUUGUAGAACGCCUUCCCACAGCUGAGGAUUCAGUCAUGACAACCAACCCUCUUCUACUUCACUCAAAUAUAAAUGAGGACAGGAGUUUGCUCGGUACAAAGCAGAAGGAGGAGCAUCAUUGUUUAGAGGCAGUGAAGGAGGAGGAGGAGGUUGCCAACUGCAGGGUUGGAGAUACUGAAGAGCAGCCUUUAGGAGUUGAUAUUAAACCCUCUGGUGCCUUUGGCGAAAACUCUUCCAGCGAUGAAAAUGUUCCUCCCAUUAGUCGUAAGAGGACACUUUCAGAGUCUCUGCGGCUGCACUCACUGGCCGCUGAAGCCCUUGUAGCGAUGCCGAUGAGGACACCUGAGAUUCACAUGUCCAGCUCCAAGGCAGUUGUCAAGACGGGACAAAAGACCUCGGAUGUAAGGACAACAACGGGUUAUAACAACUUGGACUUUUAUGGCGAGAACAAAAAAGAGCAAGAAUGCUUAGGGGAGCGUGAUGAGGAGGGUCCCACUACCAAAGCUGGCAUCAGCCUAUCACUUCUCACAGUCAUCGAAAGACUCAGAGAACGUUCAGACCAGAACACCACUGAUGAGGAUAUCCUAAAAGAACUUCAAGAUAACAUACAGUUCACUAAAGAAGAUGUAGCCGGGGUGGUGGCAAGCAACGGAACCGGGACCUACGUCUGCACCAUUCCAGGAAUGGACGGUCUUGUUUCCUCCUGUGACAACUCACUAGUGGACUACAUCCCCGACAGUGAAAAGCCGUACCGUUGUCGUCUGUGUCGCUACAGCAGUAACAAUAAAGGUUACAUCAAACACCACCUGCGUGUCCACAAGCAGCGGCAGCCGUAUCAGUGUCCGAUCUGCGAACACAUUGCCUCUGACAGCCUAGACCUGGAGAGACACAUGAUCCACCACUGCAAAACCAGAACCUAUCAGUGCAAAAAGUGCCCUGAUGCCUUCCACUACAAGAGUCAGUUGAAGAACCAUGAACGUGAGCAGCACAGCAGCAGCAGCAGCAAAGCAGCAGCCCUUACGGCUGUCACUGAAGCUGCAGUCAGUGCAGAGGAAGGCCUUCCUGAACUAGACCAAGACGGUGAGAAGCAGAAGAUUUACAAGUGUGACGUGUGCGACUACACCAGCUCCACCUACAUCGGCGUGAGGAACCACCGGAGAAUACACAACUCUGACAAACCGUACAGAUGCUGUAGCUGUGAUUUUGCCACCACCAACAUGAACAGUUUAAAGAGCCACAUGCGGCGCCACCCACAGGAACACCAGGCGGUGCAGCUGCUAGAACAGUACAGUUGCUCCCUGUGUGGAUAUGUGUGCAGUCAUCCUCCAUCACUGAAAUCUCACAUGUGGAAACAUGCUGGGGACCAAAACUAUAACUAUGAGCAAGUGAACCAGGCUAUCAACCAGGCCAUCUCUCAGAGCAGCAGAGCCCCUCAAAAAUCAUCCACACUUCCCGAGUUAGUGGCAGAGUGCCCCACAAUGGCCAAGGGCGUGAAGGACCGGUGGAGGGCCCCAGUGGAACCAAUACCAGCGUCUCCAUCCAUUUCCACACCACCGCCAACAGCAGACUCCAUCACAGAUCCAGCACACUGUCCUGAUGACACUCCAGAACCCGGUGAUGUCACACAGCUCCACCCUCAGUCUCAGAGACAGCCAUGUGUAGACCAGGUUUCCACCUCAGGUCCCACCAUGGAGUACUGCGUCCUGCUGUUCUGCUGCUGCAUCUGUGGGUUUGAGUCCACAUGUAAAGAACGUCUGAUGGAGCACAUGAAGGAGCACGAGGGCGACAUCAUCAGCAUCAUCCUAAACAAGGAACAACAACAACAGCAGCAGCAGCAGCAGCAGGAGGCAGACGUACAAAAAGUAGAGUAAAACCUAUUUUAUUACCCUCGAGCUGAUCUUUCAGACCACACCAUCUUAACAUCUUGAGAUGAGGUCCAAUUUACCUUAAACAUCCUUCUGACCUUUCCUUAGGUCUAGGUUACAAGGUCCAUCAUCAUCAAACUUAACGUUCUACAAGAACCUCUAAGAAAGAAGUUCCAGUGAAAUCUGACUUUGUUGCUAUAGACAGUCCAGUAAGGAGGUCAGCAAGGCCUGGGGACCUGGUGUUAAGGUGUUGGCUAUUGAGUAACCUGACCUUCUGAAAGAUGGUGAAUGCCAGUGACAAAUGAUCACAUAGCAGAAGAAGCAAUCUGACCUUCAUACCAAAGAUCCAGAUUGAUUUGUCGAACUUUCGUCCUCUUCAAAGGUCAACUCUACUAGGUCGUGCUUUGGAAGUUUGAAUGAGACGUUUGGAAUCGGUUCUCCCAAAACUCCUGCUGACAUUCUUAAUAAUCUUCACUGUCACACUAACUAAGGACAGGCAUAGAAUUUGAAGCUUCUGUUAGCGUCCAUACAAACAACACAACUGCUUCUCAUUUAAUAGCGGAGGAGGAAACAUCUCUCCCCUAGUCAGCAUUUCCGUGAAAAGUACUGAAAGGAUCGAACCUAUCUUCAGAGACAUAUCUCGAGACACAUUUGUCACUCUCUCAGUGACAGUUCUCAGUGGAGAGUUCAUACCUCACAUCACAACACCAUCCCUCAGCAAAAAAAAAAAACAAAACAAAAAAAAAACAACAACAGCAAACUCAUUUUAUCUUAUGUUUAAUCAAUCAGAGUAUUCAUCUAUAAGGCAGCUCUUCUUCUGUUUUGCUACUGUAAUAUUUAAGUUCAUGUAUUUAUGAUGCAGCUGGAGUUAGGAUCCUUAAUUACAAGAAGGUACAUUUUGCGAUGUAUUCGCCAGGCAACACAGCUUCUCUAUGUAAUUUCAUAUUUAGCUACAUUUUCUUAAAUAAAUAUGUUAUUUUUGUUUUGUUAAGUUUAAA